Messenger RNA from Clupea harengus (Atlantic herring), 837 nucleotides. RefSeq lists its product as uncharacterized. Gene Ontology annotation, molecular function: ubiquitin protein ligase activity; protein binding. Bases 19 to 837 code for a protein of 272 amino acids. The record is from RefSeq and is a predicted model, not a curated record. The transcript has 6 exons. Gene Ontology annotation, biological process: ubiquitin-dependent protein catabolic process; protein polyubiquitination. NCBI's taxonomy places the organism in Eukaryota, Metazoa, Chordata, Actinopteri, Clupeiformes, Clupeidae.
CCUUCCUUUUAAUCAAGGAUGGAUAACUGUGACCUAGAGAAACUCUCGUGCUCUGGUGGGAAACUGGAACCACCAUUCAAGCCAGAUAUAACUUCUUAUAAAGUAACUAUUGAGAGCAAAGUAAGCAAGGUGACUCUGGACUUCUUAACAAGUGACUGCGGCGCUUCAUACAAAAUACUGUUUGGGGAUGGCUCGAAGACCAUUCAAUUGAACGACGGAUUGAAUGCAGUGGCAAUUGAAGUUGUUUCUGAAGAUGGUACAUCGAAGAACUAUGGUAUUGAGAUCACUAAGUUAUCUGCCAACUCUGCAAAACUAUGUGAUUUAGCAAUAGAGGGAAAUUUUAAACUCCAUCCAGAAUUUUCUGCAAGCGUUUACGAAUAUUCAAGCUCUGUCCCGGUCGAUUAUACCAUGGUUGUCAUACAGCCAAAGCUACCGGAUAAGAACAUGCAAGUUACAGUUGAUGGGGAGGACAGCUCGAAAGCCCUUCUGUUGAAUGUCGGCGAUACUGUGGUUGCAAUUAAAGUUUCAUCGGCAGAUGGCACCAAUUCUCAAGUGUAUUCGAUUACCAUCAGUAGAGAGCACAUUCCAGUGGCUGUCACUUUCUGUAAUGUGAAGGACCAGAUUAAGUAUGAGUGUCCAAUUUCCCUGACAGCCUUCUACAGACCUGUCUCAAUAAGUCAAAGUGACCCAAAGCACGUCUUUUCAGCUCCCUACAUUGACAUGUUGACUCGGAGGUCAAAGGUUGAUCCCCUCAGUGAGACCCCACUGGGUGAGGGCUGGAAAGUUCCAGAGCUGGAUCUUGACAAGGAGAUGUCCGUCGCUUGUGACAUAAUGUAA